Filobasidium floriforme is the source of this 1101-nucleotide messenger RNA. RefSeq lists its product as uncharacterized. The coding region runs from base 1 to 1101 and encodes 366 amino acids. The record is from RefSeq and is a predicted model, not a curated record. The transcript has 4 exons. Lineage: Eukaryota; Fungi; Basidiomycota; Tremellomycetes; Filobasidiales; Filobasidiaceae.
AUGUCGAUUGAAAAGUGCGAUGAAACUAGCCUGCCUGUGCAGGAUCAGGCUUCUCAGUACAACACCGUCCUCGCAGCUCUGGUUGCCUCACAUCCGCAAUUGAGAUCCCGAACUGAUUGGAUCGAACGAGGACCCAACACAAACGACGACCCCGUAUCAGCUCUGGAAAAGGUACUUGCAUGUGUCCUACACUCGUACCCUCGUAUCGCGGACGCGAUGCACGUAUGUCACGGCUUCCAAUCAACAUCCCAAUCCCGAUAUCUCGACCCCCGCCUACUCAUUGAUCAAGAGCAGGACGAUAGCAGUCGGGGCAUCUACAUGCUCAUAUUCGAGGGGGAUCAGUACGAUGAGAGGGAAGGCAUCUAUGUGGGGAAGACAUCGACCUCGUUCAAGAAAAGGUGGAAAGAACACGGAUCGAAGCCUGUCAAUGACAAAGUCGCCCGGGCCAUAUCGAAAAAUCCCCUGGAGAUUUUGAUGAAUGCCUUACUGGGCGCGACACAAGGAGCCAACAUGAACUGCAACAUCGUGGAUAAUGGGUUCAACCCCUGGACAUGUACCUUGACGAGCAGCUGCGUGCAGCGUCUUUACGAUCGCACCUUUGCCUUUGCCACUGAACACGGCUUUCUGCCACCAAGAAUGCUGUUUUGCGGACUCGACAACGACGGAAACAGACAGCAUAUCCCCAACUCUGUGGCCUGGAGAGCGGUUCUGGGCGACACACUCGUCCAUGAAGUCACAGUCACCUUCGGGGUCCAGCUGAAUACAGCUAUGGGUAUCUGCCUCGGUCAAUCGUGGUAUAGCGCCUACAAGCAGUUCGGGAUGGCUUCGCGAAUGGCGAAGCUGCAAGCCGGUUGGGAUAAGCAGAAACAACAGCAUAUCAGGGUAGACAAAAUACGCAGCAUUGCGAUGACCUUGGCUUCAGAUCAAACCAACCCAGUCAAGGACGAGACCUCGCCAACUCCCGCAGACGGCAUGGAAGCGACGACAUUCAAGGCCCUGGCGAAUCCGGUAGCGGUGACGAAAUUACGCUCCGUGAUCUUGGCUUUGGAUCAGACCAACCCGGUCAAGGAAGAGGAUCAGAUGCAAAGGCAUGUGUACUAG